AUGGCGCAGAUUAAAGGGAUCGAUGCCCAUGACCGUCCCCCUGAUAUCAUUCGCCAAUGCUACAAGAAAUACUCCAAGCUCCCCCUGUCGGAAGUCGACAAUGACACAGGAAUCAUUGAUCUGCAAAAAGUAGAUCCAGAGUUGCAAUCGCAAUUUCCUGCCGGCCUCACUCUCUCGCAAUACAUGUCCAGUCAGGAUCUUCGCCUCGCAUUCGAUGCUUUCAUACAAGGCGACCAUUCAAGUCAACCGGCGCAGGGGAAUGCCCAUGCUCCGUUGGCAGAGAACAUUCCCGUCUACACCCAUAAUGCUAUUUCCGGUCUUCUGAUAAUCCCUGCCCUUUUCCCUCCCACCAUUCAGACCGAGCUUCUAUCCCGCUUGUUCCACCGAGAUCUCACCAACCCUCUCCACAAGACCAACCUACACUUGCACUACGACGUCACCUACCCCGGAGGAUCGGAGGAUAUGGAUUCUACCACAGAAAGCUUCUUCGCAGACGACCCGACCCGCACAAUUCAGCCUAAAGAUGCUCAAGUCCACAAGCCCUUGACAAUCCAGAAUGUCCUUGACAAGAAACUCCGCUGGGUUACUCUGGGUGGGCAGUACGAUUGGACUGCAAAGGUUUACCCUGAGGAGGCUCCGCCACCUUUUCCCCAAGACAUUGCGGACCUCCUGCGGGCCGCGUUUCCGCAAACCGAAGCUCAGGCCGCUAUCCUAAAUCUGUACUCGGCGGGAGAUACCCUGAGCGUUCAUCGGGACGUAAGUGAAGACUGUGACGUCGGCUUGAUUAGCGUCAGUUUCGGAUGUGAUGGUCUCUUCUUGGUAAGCCACGAUGACGGAAACGGCUGUGAAGUCAUUCGGCUGCGGUCGGGAGAUGCCGUUUAUAUGAACGGGGCUUCUCGGUUCGCCUGGCAUGGUGUCCCCAAGAUACUGCCGUCCACCUGUCCAAGCUGGUUGGCAGACUGGCCUUCGUCCGAAGGGGAUGAUGUGCCCGGUGCCGCGUCUGGCCCUUUCUCCAUGUGGAAAGGCUGGAUGUCUGGCAAGAGAAUCAAUCUGAACGUACGACAGAUGAUCAACCCCACAAAGCCGUGA
This is a messenger RNA of Penicillium manginii, 1089 nucleotides long. It is a transcript of the gene alkB, whose product is annotated as oxidoreductase, 2OG-Fe(II) oxygenase family. The transcript is spliced from 2 exons. Lineage: Eukaryota; Fungi; Ascomycota; Eurotiomycetes; Eurotiales; Aspergillaceae. The coding region runs from base 1 to 1089 and encodes 362 amino acids. Gene Ontology annotation, cellular component: nucleus; cytoplasm. The record is from RefSeq and is a predicted model, not a curated record.